Messenger RNA from Portunus trituberculatus (swimming crab), 1924 nucleotides. RefSeq lists its product as uncharacterized. Lineage: Eukaryota; Metazoa; Arthropoda; Malacostraca; Decapoda; Portunidae. The record is from RefSeq and is a predicted model, not a curated record. Gene Ontology annotation, cellular component: axoneme. Gene Ontology annotation, biological process: cilium assembly. Bases 1 to 1716 code for a protein of 571 amino acids. The transcript is spliced from 12 exons.
AUGUUUGUGGUGCCGCUCUCUGUUGUUUCCCAGGCGCAGCGGUCACGGCGGGAGUGGACGUGGGCUGAAGCGCGGGCUUGGCGUGAGUGGCGGGCGGCGCAGGAGGAGGAGGUGCGGCAGAGACGAGCACACCUCACCACACUCGUCCUGCAGCUGGAGAGAAUCACGCCCACUAUCACUAGCCUGCUGCAGGAGUUUGACGGGCAGGUGAUGGCGCUGGUGGACUCUCGCGUGGCUACCGACGAGGCCCUUAUGCUGUAUCAGGUGGUGGCGUCCAGUCUGUACCGCCGCCUCGCCCGUCAAGACCACCUGCAGGAUACUCUUAAGGGUCUCCAGCAGCAACAGGCACAGGUGGAGGAGAAGGUGCAGCAGGCAACGACGGAGGAGUUCAACACGCGGCGGGAGGAGGGGAGAGCAAGGACCCGCCAGGAACGCCUACAGGAGCAACUGAAGGAGGAGGAGCUGGUGUUACGACGAGCUCUCAUCAACCUCCCCAUAGACCAGUACAAUCACCUGUUGGCCUUGUACAGCAAGAGAGUGCAGGGCGGGGGGCGGCACCUGGACCCCUCAUCAGGUAAGGGGGAAGGAGGCGGUACGUCCGGCCCUCCCACGCCCCUCCGCCUCCCCAGCUACGCCUCCCUCAGCAGCCCCUCCAGGAAUAGAACAGUCUCCCCCGCCACGCCUGAGAAGUUGAGCGCCACUGGUCGUACUUCAGCUCGUCCCUCCCGGCCCCCCAGCAGUACUUCUCACAGUGACGACCUCAGGUCUGUGGAGGAGUCCAUGCCUGAGGGGCUGGCAGGAGGCAUCAGGACCUGGCGACUCUUCCUGCGCCAUCGUCGUCGCCGUCAGGAGUUGCUGGAGGAGCAGGAUGACGCCGCCGGCAAGAGGGCCUCCGCCACCGCCCACCUUCAGGCCAUGGACACUCACAAGACGCAGCUACUGAAGGAGGCGAAGCAGCUGGAGGCGGCCAUCGAGCACACCACGAAGGAGCUGCGACAGGUGGACGAGGACGCGGAGAUGGUGCUGGUACUGCGGGGACGCCAGGUGAAGGUAGACCUGCUAGCCAUGACACAAAACCUCAGGCCGGACUUCACCAACUCCUGCCUGGUGAGAAACGAAGAACUGAGGCGCCUGGAGAACAUGGCUGAGCGGUGUGUAGAGAGUGCGGGGAAGGAAGGCACGGAGGGCGAAGGGGAAGAAGCGGAGAAAUUAAGGACACUGCGAGAACAACUACAGCUGGAGGUGGAGCUGGCAAGACAAGACCUUCAUCACAUCAACACUUUUAAGGUGGGGCGGGACGUGAUCACAGCGGCGGUAGCAGAGGGGGGCGAGCAGAAGGACCCUUCACACCUUUACGCCUCCCUGCAGCGCCUCCAGCAGCUACAGGGACAGAGGGCAGAGAGUGCCGCUGCAGCCUCUAGCAAGGUGGAGCGAGGGGUGCGGCGCUCCCGGCGAAGAGUAAAUCACUUGCAGAAACAGGUGGACGAACUGGCGCGAGAAAUUGACGACCUUCAGGCUCAAGUGACGCAAGCCCAGCCCGAGGUGCAUCUGGCCGAGCAGGAAACCAGGUUGCGUCGAGUGAUGGCCUGUAAUGACCUAUCAGCGCAGGUCAGGCAGCGUCACUCCACUAUCCUUGACCUUCAGGCUGAGUUGGACACGUUAAGACUGCGCACCUUCCCUAUGCUUUCCCGCCCCACGCCUCAACCCACCCUGUAACCCUGUAACCUUCUCCGCUAUCAGCCGCCUCACGCCUCACCUGGACUCGACACUUGCCUGAUACUGGAAACUCAUUAACCUGGACAGCUGCAAGCAACACCUGCUCAUCUUUUAAGGCUGCUUUCGUCUUGGUGUUGGAAUUCUUUACGAGGAGUCAACGCUUUCAUUAACCCUGAAUGUAUCCACGCAUAAACUUUUAAAAGAACAA